Asparagus officinalis (garden asparagus) is the source of this 3320-nucleotide messenger RNA. RefSeq lists its product as uncharacterized. Gene Ontology annotation, biological process: regulation of chromosome condensation. Bases 257 to 2998 code for a protein of 913 amino acids. Lineage: Eukaryota; Viridiplantae; Streptophyta; Magnoliopsida; Asparagales; Asparagaceae. The transcript is spliced from 14 exons. The record is from RefSeq and is a predicted model, not a curated record.
AGAAAAGAGAAGAGGGGAAAAAACCCCAAGUUUCAAAAAAAGAAAAAUAAAACAAAAAUAAGAUAAAAUCUUGGUCAUGGUGAUCCAAGAACGAUCCUUCCGUCCUCUGUACCCUUUGAACCUGUCUUCGUCUCCGCCUUCGUCUCUAACCUCCCUCCCUCCCUUUUGCACCAAAUUCGCGAUCUCUUUUCCGUGGAUGAGUUAAGAACACGGUAACAAAAAGCAAUCCGAUCCCAUCCAAUCCAAAUUUAGGAAAAUGAUCGUGCGGACCUACGGUCGCCGGACCCGCGACAUCAACCGCAGCUUCUCCGAUCCCGAAAGCCCGGACUUUAUAGAUUUUCCGCUGUCUCAGGAAAGCUCCCAAGAUCCUCUUGCCUUCAGUUUCGGCGCUGCUUUCUCAUCCCAAGACUCAGACUCCUCCGGCCAAGAUCCCACAAAGACGAAGGAGAAGAAAAAGAAGAAGCAGAUGUAUGAGCAGGGCGAGGAGGGGGAGGAUGUGGCUGCGCCAGCAGUUGCAGCGACUGCGACGCUGAUGGAGGCGCAGGAGUUUGGGGAGAUGAUGGAGCAUGUUGACGAGGUCAAUUUCGCCCUCGACGGGCUUCGACCAGGGCAGCCCACGAGGAUACGGAGGGCCAGCCUGCUAUCACUUCUAUCCAUUUGCGGAACGCCUCAGCAGAGGGUGCUUGUUAGGGCACAGGGGAUGGCCAAGAGAAUAGUUGAUUCCAUUUUAGGUCUAAACUUUGAUGACUUGCCAAGCACCCUUGCUGCUGCAACUCUUUUCUUUGUUUUGGCCAGCGAUGUUCAUGAUGAUCAUCUGCUGGAUUCUCCACCUUGCAUCCGUUUUCUUCUUGAGUUAUUGAAUCCACCAGUGACUGAUACUGUUGAGGGCAGGGCACCAACAAUUGGCUCUAAACUUCUAAGAAUGCGCAGGCCUCAAGUUGCAAGUGUUACAAACACAGGAACAGAUUCUAGCUCAAGAGUAAUCAUCUCAAAGGUUCAGGAAAUUCUUGUAAGUUGUAAAGAGAUAAAAUCAGGUGUUGGGGAUGAUGAAGGAAUGCAUAGGCCAGAGUUGAGCUCAAAAUGGAUAUCACUAUUGACUAUGGAGAAAGCAUGCCUAUCAACUGUCUCAUUUGAAGAGGCAUCUGAAUCUGUGAGGAAGGCCAGAGGAAACUUUAAAGAAAGGUUGAGAGAAUAUGGAGGACUUGAUGCAAUUUUUGAUGUUGUAAUCAGUUGCCAUUCAACGAUGGAGAGAUGGUUAAAAUGCAGAUCUUCUUCAGUUUCAGAAUUGAAAAAUGGAGCAAUUCUUGAAAGUGUGAUACUUCUUCUAAAGUGCUUAAAGAUAUUGGAAAAUGCAACAUUUCUGAGUAAAGAUAAUCAGGGCUAUUUGCUUGGCAUGAGGAAUAAAAUAGAUUCUGAAGGGCUGUCCAUGUCUUUUGUUGGAGUAGUUGUCAGUUCCAUUAAAUUUUUGUCAGAUCUUGCUCUUCUUAAAAGCCCUUUGAGCAUUUGCAACAAGGGGAAGUUGACAUGUCAUACAGAGAAUGUUGGCAUUCCCUUCAAUCAUGUUUCAGCUCAGUUUAAUGAAAGCAAAAGAGAUUUCUGCAUUUGCCGACCUUUCUCUUCAACUUGGCAGGCAGGUAAUGAGGUCUCCAAGGAGAGAAAUUUAACAUGUCAUAAACGCCAAAAGUUUUCUGCUUCUCCCUCGGAGUUAACUGAUUGUGGUUCAGAAGCGGUUGGUGUCUUUCGCAGCAAUAUUUAUUCUGGAAAUAGCAAAAUUGGGAGUAACGCAUCCAAAAUACAUGGCAGAACGUCAAGUGGUUCUAAUGGGGGAAAUGACAUGCAUACAAAUGGUUUAAAGGUCAAUAUAAGUGCUAAUGGUUUAAGGAUGAGUGUAAUUACCAGUGGUUUAAAGGGGAAGUCUGAUAAUUUUAGUAAGCAUGCACGUGGAUGGAUUUCCCUCAGAGCAAUUGGUUCAAAAACGGAUUCUUGUAUACAGUCAAAGAGAUCACAUAUGUCUGAAGAUACUAAGGAUGGACAUGCAACUGGUAGCUGUGAUCCAUUUGCAUUUGAUGAAGGUGAGUUUGAACCCUCAAAAUGGGAAACAUUGGCUAGAAAAAAGAGUACAUCUCGUCAGAGCACAGCAAACAAAAACCGUGUUAAGGGUUGUGAUGACUUCAGCAUGGAUAUAGACCAGAUGUUAAGUGAGUCAACUACAGUAGAUAGUCAUAAAUCAUGGGAAGAAGACUGUCCCUCAGUAUCCCCAGAAGAUUCUAACCUUGUAGAAGACUGCCUUCUGGCCGCGGUCAAGGUACUUAUGAAUUUGACGAAUGACAACCCUGUCGGCUGUCAACAGAUUGCUGCUUGUGGUGGACUGGACACAAUGGUUUCUUUGAUCGUCAAUAAUUUCCCAUCAUAUAACCUGAGCUUCCCUGUGAUUAGCCAAUUGAAGGAGGAUGUGUCAUCUUCUACCCAAAGUACUAGUUGUGGCAGUCUAAGUAAUAGACAUCUUACUGAUCAUAGUCUGGAUUUCCUUGUUGCGAUUUUGGGCUUGUUAGUGAACCUUGUGGAGAAGGACAGUCGAAACAGAUUGUGCCUUGCAUCAGCGCGAGUUUUAGUGGAGGGACCAGCAACAUUAGAGAUGCAAGAGAAGUACAUGGAUGUGAUUCCAUUGUUGUGCUCCAUAUUUUUAGCAAAUCAAGGAGCUGGGGACACCACUGAAGAGGGAAAGCUCUUACUUUGUGAUGAUGAAGCUUUGGUGCAAGGAGAACAAGAAGCUGAAAUGAUGAUUGUUGAGGCUUAUGCAGCUUUAUUACUUGCAUUUGUGUCGACUGAAAGUACUGAGGUGCGUGAAGCCAUUUCUAGCUACCUUCCAAACCACAACCUGGAAGCUCUUGUGCCUGUGUUGGAAAGAUUUGUGGCAUUUCACUUGCAGUUGAACAUGAUAUCACCUGAAACGCACGCAGCUGUUGUAAAAGUAAUUGAAUCUUGUAAAGGACCUUAAAAGGGAAUAAAAGCGCCUUUGCAGUGCUAUGGCCAUCUCUCACUUGAUGUACAUUUUCCCCAUGGCCAUGGAAUUUGCUAGCUGCUGUGCCUCUGGUAACUGACAACUAUGUAUAAUCUGAUUUUUGACAUUCUUCGUUCCUUUCUUCCUACAUUAUUCUGUUCCUUGUGACAGUUUCAGAUGUAAUAUGGUUUCACCAACCAAAAGAAUGUAUGAUAAUAGAGGAAGACGAGGGUGUCUUUUUUUUCUUUUUAAAUUUAUUUCCAUGGUGGUUGUAAGAGAUGAAUUACCAAAUAGAUAAAGAUUUGUUAGCUUGUGUUUA